Molecule: messenger RNA, 6410 nt
Organism: Bombus impatiens (common eastern bumble bee)
Lineage: Eukaryota; Metazoa; Arthropoda; Insecta; Hymenoptera; Apidae
Gene: kkv
Product: chitin synthase chs-2
Exons: 20
Coding region: 720-5417 (1565 amino acids)
Cellular component (GO): cell septum; cell periphery
Molecular function (GO): chitin synthase activity
Source: RefSeq, a predicted model, not a curated record
AUAUAUUUCUUGGUAUCAUGAAAUUUCGCAAUGAGCCUGAAUUCCAAGCGAUAGAUUGCCCGUUGUUACACGUGUCCCCAAGCAUCGGUCAACCGGGUUUGACAUAAAAAAUCGUCGAAGGGGCAGCGGGUCUGGGAUUUGCGAGACGAAGAAGGGGCGAUGGAGAGGAGGCUUUGAAAAAUCGUGAGAGGAAGGAAAGAGAGAAAGAGAGACUCGCUCUCUAGCCUCGUGUAUGCCGUGAAAGUUAUAGCGAAGAGAGGCAAGCAAGGGGGGAUUCUGAAUCGCUUCUGGUACCUCUGGUAGAUCGUGGCUAAGCCAGUCGCUCGCUCGCCGCUCACCUAAACGGCUUUCACCUGGGCGAUUACGAAGAUCCUUGGUCGUCGACCGCCUUCGAACGAUCGUGUUCAACGGACAACCGUUCUCUCAAUCUGCGCGGAUGCACACGAAAAUCCCGUGGUUCCGUGGCCGGUGAUCGGUGAUCGACCCAACAGUCGACAUGUCUUCUGGAUGGUGAAUGGUGUAUUUACUUGGUAGAAAUAGUGUCUUUAUACGAUCAAGAGGAAACGAGGGAUUUUGUUGUUCGCCAGGAAGUUAAAGAGCCUGUCAAAAGCAUCGUUGACGAUCGGCUGACGGCUUUGCUCCGCUGAUCCCGUUGGACGAAUCGGUCUGAUCGGUUUCUGUUUCGACUGUAAGAGGAGAUUUCACUUUCGUCUAGCAGAAUGUCAAAAAGUCAGCAACAGAAUGGAAUGAUAGGAGGCGGAGGACCGGUCGCUGACACUGACGAUUUUUCGGAUGGUGAGAGUACUCCAUUGACUCAGGACUAUGGCGACAGUCAAAGAACUGUCGUGGAAACGAAAGGAUGGGACGUGUUCCGGAAUCCACCGCCAAAGAUCGAUUCCGGUUCGAUGGCGAAUCAAAGAUGCCUCGAGAUGACGGUACAGAUCACGAAGGUGAUCGUCUACCUACUAGUAUUUGUGAUAGUAUUAGGAAGCGGCGUAGUAGCCAAAGGAACAAUUCUAUUUAUGACGUCGCAGUUAAGAGCUAAUCGAACAAUCGCUUACUGCAACAAGAAAUUAGGCCGGGACAGGCAAUGGACAGUAACGUUACCAGAAGAGGAGAGAAUAGCGUGGAUCUGGUGCAUCAUAAUCGCGUUCGCGGUGCCAGAAUUCGGCACGUUAAUCCGCAGCACUAGGAUAUGUAUUUUCAAAUCGUGGAAGAAACCACCGGCUUCUCACUUCCUGCUUGUCUUUCUCAUGGAGACAUUCCACGUGACCGGUCUGGCUCUGAUGUUUAUGGCAGUACUUCCUGAAUUGGACGUGGUUAAAGGUGCGAUGCUGACGAACUGCGUGUGCUUCGUACCUGGUUUACUAGGACUGCUCUCUCGCAAUAAGAACAAAGACGAGUCGAAGAGAUUUGUUUUGGUGCUGAUAGAUAUUGCCGCGCUCGCUGCUCAAGGAACAAGUUUCUUCCUCUGGCCUUUGCUGGAUAGUUCUCGACCCUCGUUAUGGCUCAUACCACCAUCUUUAUUCCUGGUUUCGUGCGGCUGGUGGGAAAAUUAUGUUUCGAUACAGAGUCCGAUCGGAUUUGUUCGAGCUCUGGGGAGGGUGAAGAAAGAAAUGCGGUUGACGAGAUACUUCACUUAUAUGUUCAUCUCGGUUUGGAAGAUCGUGGCAUUUUUUAUUAGCACCUUACUGAUACUCCACGUCAAAGGCGAAACAGUUGGCCAUUUGUUCACGAUGCUGAGUGACGCUUUCGGAAGCCAUGACAUUAUGGCAUGGACGCAACGGGCUGAAGCCACUGAUAAAAUCACCGAUGUCGCUGAUAUCCUGGAUAUUGGCGACACAGUACCUGUACCAGGAAGCGUAGAUACCCCUAUAUACGUUCUACUGCUGCAAAUAUUUGGUGCUUACUUCACAUACAUAUUUGGUAAAUUCGCGUGCAAAAUUCUGAUACAAGGAUUUAGUUAUGCUUUCCCGGUAAAUCUAACAAUUCCAGUGUCAAUAUCUUUAUUAAUUGCUGCUUGUGGCCUGAGGAACACCGAUCCUUGCAUAUUUCAAGGAACGAUUCCGGAUUAUCUGUUCUACGAGUCACCGCCAACCCAUUUCAUCAAUGAUUUCGUGUCGAAGCAAUAUGCUUGGGUAUGGUUGUUGUGGUUGCUGUCACAAACUUGGAUUACAUUGCACGUUUGGACACCGAAAUGCGAGCGUCUCGCCGCCACAGAGAAACUGUUCGUCGUUCCUAUGUACAAUUCUCUGUUAAUCGAUCAAUCGAUGGGUCUAAACAGAAAGAGGGACGACCAACCGGAAGUGAAAGUCGAGGAUCUGGCAGAGAUAGAGAAAGAAAAGGGAGAUGGAGAUUAUGAGACCAUAUACGAACAGACGGAUGGCACGACUACACCUCCGUCGGCUGUAAAGAGCAGCGAUCACGUAACAAGAAUAUACGCCUGCGCGACUAUGUGGCAUGAAAACAAGGAGGAAAUGAUGGAAUUUUUGAAAAGUAUCUUACGUUUGGACGAAGAUCAGUGUGCUAGACGUGUAGCCCAAAAGUACUUGAAGGUUGUCGAUCCGGACUACUAUGAAUUCGAAACUCACAUCUUUUUCGAUGAUGCGUUCGAGUUAUCGGAUCACGAUGAGAACGAACAGCAAGUGAAUAGAUUCGUAAAAUUGUUGGUGGGCACUCUGGAUGAGGCAGCGUCGGACGUUCAUCAAACACGGAUGCACGUCAGAGCACCGAAGAAGUAUCCGACGCCUUACGGUGGCCGAUUAGUCUGGACUCUUCCUGGAAAAACGAAGAUGAUCGCACAUUUGAAGGACAAGAGCAAGAUUCGUCACCGAAAACGUUGGAGCCAGGUUAUGUACAUGUAUUAUUUAUUGGGACAUCGAUUAAUGGAAUUGCCAAUUAGCGUAGAUCGCAAGGAAGUGAUCGCAGAAAAUACUUACUUAUUAACUCUUGACGGUGAUAUCGAUUUUCAACCAGCCGCUGUGAAACUGCUCGUGGAUUUGAUGAAGAAGAACAAAAAUCUUGGCGCAGCCUGUGGCCGUAUUCAUCCAGUCGGUUCAGGUCCUAUGGUUUGGUAUCAGAUGUUCGAGUACGCUAUCGGACAUUGGCUGCAAAAAGCAACCGAGCAUAUGAUCGGCUGUGUACUUUGUAGCCCUGGUUGCUUCUCGUUGUUCAGAGGAAAAGCUUUGAUGGACGAUAACGUGAUGAAGAAGUACACAACGAGAUCUGACGAGGCUAGACAUUACGUUCAAUACGAUCAAGGAGAGGAUCGAUGGCUUUGUACGCUUCUUUUGCAACGUGGGUACAGGGUAGAAUAUUCAGCAGCCAGCGAUGCUUACACUCAUGCACCCGAAGGUUUUAACGAGUUUUACAAUCAGCGGCGUCGAUGGGUACCAUCUACCAUUGCCAAUAUCAUGGAUCUUCUGAUGGACGCAAAACGAACGAUUAAAAUCAACGAUAACAUUUCUCUUCCUUACAUCUCUUAUCAAAUCUUACUCAUGGGUGGAACCAUUUUAGGACCAGGCACGAUUUUCCUCAUGUUGGUCGGUGCUUUCGUCGCAGCCUUUAAGAUCGAUAAUUGGACCAGCUUCUACUAUAAUAUUAUUCCUAUUCUGUUCUUCAUGCUUGUAUGUUUCACUUGUAAAGCGAGCAUUCAGGUUUUCGUGGCGGCGAUAAUAAGUACGCUGUACGGCAUGGUGAUGAUCGCCGUGAUCGUUGGGACUGCGAUUAACAUCGUUCAGGACGGGAUAAUGUCGCCAUCCGCGAUGUUCCUAUUUUUAGUAAUAUCUCAGAUGAUAAUAACCGCACUAUUGCACCCCGAAGAAAUGUAUUGCUUACUAUACAGCAUCAUAUACUUCAUCACCGUCCCAUCGAUGUACGUGUUGCUUAUUUUUUAUUCGAUCUGUAAUCUGAACAACAUCACAUGGGGUACGAGAGAGGUGGUGACUAAGAAAACUGCUGCGGAACUUGAACAAGAGAAAAAGGAAGCCGAGGAAGCAAAACGGAAAGCGAAACAGAAAUCUCUGUUAGGGUUUCUUCAAAGUGGCGUAGGCUCGAACGACGACGAAGAAGGAUCGAUAGAAAUUUCUUUGUCGGGAUUGUUCAAGUGCAUGUUCUGCACUCAUGGACAGACCUCGAAUGAGAAACAGCAGUUGGUCGCUAUUGCUGAAUCUUUGGAGCAAGUUAGCAAACGCCUGGAAGUUAUCGAAAGAGCCGUGGAUCCUCAUGGGGUGACAAGUCGACGUCGUGCAUCCUCCGUGGGUUCUCGAACAGCCGAUCAUUUAGGGGCCAUUGGCGAAGAUCCAGCAGAGGAUCAGGAUUGUCAUAGUGAAGCUGAAACGGUGACUAGUCAGAAUACGGAAGGGAAUCGCGAAGCUAACAACUUCCUAAGCAGACCUUACUGGUUGAGCGACGAAGGACUUAAAAAAGGUGAAAUCGAUGUCCUGUCGCUGCAGGAGGAACUAUUUUGGAAGGAUCUCCUGGAGAAGUAUCUGUAUCCUAUAGACGAAGACAAGGCAGAAAAGACUCGCAUUGCCGCCGACCUAAUUGAGCUGCGGAACAAGAGCGUGUUCGCGUUUUUUAUGUUCAAUGCGUUGUUCGUUCUGAUCGUAUUCUUGCUCCAGCUGAACAAAGAUCAGCUGCACGUUGUCUGGCCACUCGGCGUCAAGACGAAUAUCACCUUCAUCGAAGAGACCUCGGAGGUACACAUUACGAAGGAGUAUCUACAACUCGAGCCUAUCGGUUUGGUGUUCGUGUUCUUCUUCGCAUUGAUAUUAGUUAUUCAAUUCACCGCGAUGCUGUUCCAUCGAUUUGGCACGUUCGCUCAUAUUCUAGCCAGCACCAGCUUAGAUUGGUACUGUUGCAAGAAGACCAAGGAUCUAUCGGAAGAAGCGUUAUUAUCAAAACACGCGGUAGAAAUAGUCAGGGAUUUACAAAGAUUAGAUGGCAUGGAGGGUGAUUACGAGGAAGGCAGCGGCAGCGGCCCGGGCAGAAGGAAAACCAUAAGAAAUCUUGAAAAAAGCCGAAGAAAAACGCAGGCAAUCAAUACGCUCGAUGUCGCUUUUAGACAGCGAUUCUUCAGUAUGUCAGAAGGCAAUGGUCUGCCGAGGAACAUGUCGACUAGAAGAUCUGCGAAGGCUUUUAAGGCAUUUGAAGGGCGCAGGAACAGCAUAAUGGCGAUGAGAAGGAAGUCGCAGAUGCAAACGUUGGGAGCCAAUAACAUUUACGGUGUGGCGGGCAAUCCUUUAGGGAUACAAGGUCGUCCCUCGAGAAGCAGUCAGAUUUCUGUAAAAGACGUGUUCGAAGGACACGCUGGUCACACGAAUUCAGCCUACGAACCUGACGAAAAUACCGGAAGUAGCCUCAGACUUCAUAAUCUAGGUCAGAGCACGUGGAGAGAUGCGAAUACCAAUAUUUAAUUGAAACGAAUGAACGUAAUUCGAACAAAUUCUUCACGGCCGUACGUAAUUGUUGGAAAAUAUUAAAACUGACGAAUUUUUUUACUUUAUAUCCUUAUAUAAAAAUAUUUGUUAGAUGAUCAACGACGAUAACCAUCACAUACGUUUCCCGAGAAACGAGAGAUGGCUACGCCUCCUUUGCUAAACAUUACAAGCAAUAAAAUCGAUUCCCAUUUAAAUUAUAAUAUCAUCACGCAUUUAAGCGCUUCGUCUAGCAAUUGUCUGUUAAUUAUCUGACUCUAUAUGACGUAAGAGCGAAUAGAAAAGUACGAAAAGACUGCCUUCGAGUAGACUAAUUUAUGAUGAAGUGAAAUGGAACAGGGCCGUCUUUAAACUCUUUAUUUAUUUAUUCGAAGAAAAAAGUGAACAAAGUUCCCUUCUUCUCUGAACGAUAAAGAACAACGAAGAACAAAAGAAAAAAAAGAUUACAUAAGAAUAGAAACUAGAAAUUUAAAUAUAAUAAGUUAGAAACUUUAAUAGAAUUAGAUAUAAAUAUUUGUUAAACUUGAACGAGUUAAAGACAGUCCUGAGGAAGAAAACGUUUUUUGUCUUCAUUUUUAUUCUUUUUAUUUUAUUUCUCUUUUUUUAUUCGCGUUUAGAUAUUUAAGAUAAACGAACUGACCGGCGAAUAACGAUAUUUGUUAGUACAGCUACUGCCGUACGAUGAUUAAACGGUUUUAGAGAAUAAUUCUCUGUUUAGGUGUUAAUUGAACGUAAUAGCCUUGUUAGCUGAUGUCGUAUCAAACGAGUGUGACAGUAAUCACAACGACGACAACGCUUACACUUCUUUCGUUCUUGUAAACGUGAUAUACCGCCGUUUAUAUAAAUAUACUUAUUGUAUUUAAUAGAUAUACAAUUCUUUUUGUACAUAUCGCGUGCGUACGUGUAACGUUAAGCCUGUAGAAAAAUCGUGUUGGUAUAAACAUAAACGAAAUAAAAUUCGAACAAUCAGCA